This is a messenger RNA of Cygnus olor (mute swan), 2355 nucleotides long. Its product is annotated as alcohol dehydrogenase 1. Lineage: Eukaryota; Metazoa; Chordata; Aves; Anseriformes; Anatidae. The record is from RefSeq and is a predicted model, not a curated record. Gene Ontology annotation, cellular component: cytosol. The transcript has 9 exons. Gene Ontology annotation, biological process: retinoic acid metabolic process; retinol metabolic process. The coding region runs from base 455 to 1582 and encodes 375 amino acids. Gene Ontology annotation, molecular function: all-trans-retinol dehydrogenase (NAD+) activity; zinc ion binding.
AAGCCUUCGUGUUCCCAUGACCCUGCCUCUGUGAGAUCAAGAGCAGCGCUCCCCCUUUCUCCUUGCUCCCACAGUUGCACUGAGAGCAGCAGGCUCGGAGGGCAGCCUCCUGGCAAGGUGGAAGGAGGGGACAGCUUCCAGCUGUGGCCAGCCACCGAUGGGAUGUGAAAAGGGUGGGGAUGAGCCUGACGAAGGAAUUGGGAAAACCAAGAUUUCAGCAGACGGGUGGCUUAUUUUUUUUCUAGUGCUUUGGAUGUUUAGGGGGUGGGACUCUGAGCUUGGCAGCUUGGCUAAAAGGUCGGAGCAAUGCACUUGCAGGAGCACUUUGCUAGACAAGCUUCUAGUGUAUUGGACAGCACCUGCGGAAUCAGCAACCUGAGCACUUCACAGCUGACCCAAUCUUUGGCACAAGAAAUCAGUGGUAGCAAGAUCUGAAACAGACGCGCCAGUCAACAUGAGCACAGCAGGCAAAGUUAUUAAAUGCAAGGCAGCAGUACUGUGGGAAGCCAAUAAGCCAUUUUCUAUCGAAGAAGUGGAAGUUGCCCCACCAAAAGCACAUGAAGUUCGCAUUAAGAUCUUGGCCACAGGGAUCUGUCGCUCCGAUGACCACGUGGUAACUGGAGGACUGGUUAUGCCUUUUCCAAUAAUUCUUGGGCAUGAGGCGGCUGGUGUUGUGGAGAGUGUUGGGGAGGGAGUAACUUCGUUAAAGCCAGGAGACAAGGUCAUUCCACUCUUCAUUCCACAGUGUGGGGAAUGCAGCGCUUGCUUAAGCUCCAAGGGUAAUAUGUGCAUUAAAAAUGACAUUGGUUCAGCUGCUGGCUUAAUGGCUGAUGGCACCACUAGGUUUACCUGUAAGGGAAAACCAGUUCACCAUUUUAUUGGUACAAGCACCUUCACUGAAUACACAGUAGUGCAUGAAACUGCUGCAGUCAAAAUCGAUUCUGCUGCUCCUCCACAAAAAAUUUGUCUGAUCGGCUGUGGAUUCUCAACUGGUUAUGGGGCUGCUCUGCAGACUGCAAAGGUGGAAGCAGGCUCUACCUGUGCUGUCUUCGGCCUUGGAGGAGUUGGCCUCUCUGUUAUCAUGGGCUGCAAGGCGGCUGGAGCUUCUCGCAUCAUUGCCAUUGAUAUCAAUAGUGACAAGUUUGCCAAGGCCAAGGAGCUGGGAGCCACCGACUGCAUUAACCCUAAAGAUUACAAGGAGCCCAUUCACAAAGUGCUGAUUGGAAUGACUGGCUAUGGCGUGGACUACUCCUUCGAGGUCAUUGGCCGUAUCGAAACCAUGGUUGCAGCCUUGGCCUCAUGCCACUACAACUAUGGAGUCAGUGUGAUUGUGGGAGUGCCCCCUGCAGCACAGAAUAUCACUUUUGACCCCAUGCUCCUCUUCAGUGGUCGCACCUGGAAAGGGUCUGUCUUUGGAGGCUGGAAGAGUAAAGAUUCAGUCCCCAAGCUGGUUGCUGACUACAUGAAGAAAAAAUUUGUUCUGGACCCAUUAAUAACCCACACCCUUCCUUUCAGUAAAAUCAAUGAAGGAUUUGAUCUGCUAAGGGCAGGGAAGAGUAUUCGCAGUGUCCUGACGUUUUAGGAUUCCCAAAUGAUAAACAGCAGAUGGCUUAGCAGCAGCACAAACUUCAUUAUCCUCCAAUACAACGGAUACAAAUUGUGAAAUAAGACAUUUCUGAAUGAUCUGCCACCACCACCCUUGAAUAAAAGGAUCAAGCUCAACAUCCAGACUUCAAGCACAGCAUUUAGAAAGAAAAUAAUCUUUCCUUCUACUUCAAAGCAGGAAUCAGGAAAAAUCUCUGUAUUGUGCAGCAAUUUUCUUUUAAUAGCCAAUGAUACUACCAUACUUGCUUCUGUCACAGGUGUUGUGAAAGGUUUGGCUUUAUUUAAACAGCUUUUAACAGGCAAUCUUUUAAUAAAAGAAAAAAAAAAAAGCAAGCCGUUUCUUUGGAUCUUAAUAAAGCUGCAAGUUUAACAGCUCACCCACCAGGAAAUUAAAGUACUGCUCAGUAAAACUCUAGGUUGGAACUAAGUAUCCAUCCUGAAUGAUUUUAGCAUCCUCUUAUUCCAUUACCUGAUAAGCAAGGAAAAUACGGCAGAGAUUAGGAUUUCUGGGUGAUGUGUGACCGUGUGUUUGAAAUAACGAUUUCAGUAAAUCAUAAACUGAUGUACUAGAGAAUCGCUCACCGAUGAAUAUUUUACCAAAUUAAUACUUCCAAGCAUUUUAUGAAGAAUGGUUGUGUUAUAUUUUGUUUUUUAAAUUGUGUACCUUUUCAGUUGUUUUAGAUCUGUUGCCAAUCUACAUAGGUGUGUCUGAUGAUUGGAAAACUGAGAAUAAAUAUAUGAAUGUGCAUC